AUGAUGCGCGAGAUCUUCGACACGUUCUUAACGGACCCAGUCCUCUUGUCGGAAGACGUGUACGUGCUCUGGCUCGAGGGCCAGAACGCAACAAGCGCUCUGGACGUCCGGUUCCGGUCGUAUGGACCAUCGCCUGUGUCAUCCGACAGCCUGCCGGAUGACCGCGACGACGAGCUGCGCGACCUCAUUUGGAGGGACACGGUCGACCAGUAUCGUCUCUUCGAGAAGCUCGAGUCGUAUUUCAUGCACCCAAAGCUCCUUCGCACGCAGCUUCUCU
Messenger RNA from Saprolegnia parasitica CBS 223.65, 277 nucleotides. RefSeq lists its product as hypothetical. NCBI's taxonomy places the organism in Eukaryota, Oomycota, Saprolegniomycetes, Saprolegniales, Saprolegniaceae. Gene Ontology annotation, cellular component: nucleus. The record is from RefSeq and is a predicted model, not a curated record. The transcript has a single exon. The annotation marks the transcript as partial.